Messenger RNA from Malaya genurostris, 9367 nucleotides. RefSeq lists its product as uncharacterized. Lineage: Eukaryota; Metazoa; Arthropoda; Insecta; Diptera; Culicidae. The transcript has 2 exons. The record is from RefSeq and is a predicted model, not a curated record. The coding region runs from base 546 to 2795 and encodes 749 amino acids.
UUAGUUUGAUAACGAACGUAGGGUGGAGACACAUGAUCAUUAAUGAAAAAUGAUGGAGUCCAUUAGCCCGUACUUACGUCCGUUCAAGUGGACACAGAAAGUGAAUUUUGAAACAUGAAACUGGUUUGCUCGGCUUUCCGUUAGUCUUAUAGUGUGGGAUGACCAUGCCAUCCGGCAAGAUUCGUCAAGAGGAAAAUUUCUCUUACCAAUGAAAAUACAUUGCAACAUGAGUGCUACGCUACCCCACGCGACAGGUCUACGGAUGUUUUCAUAGGCAAGAUGUUUAUUUCAGGUGACGGUGGAUUGACCGGACAAAGAGAGUGAGCGAACGAAAAAGUUUUGACAGCUUCAUUUUGUACUAACAGUCUACCAGCAGAAGUCGUUCGAUUCGCAUUUUGGUACGAGCUAGCAGGAGAAUGAGUGGCAUUGUGCACAAAUAGUGAACUGAUGAACUGAAUAACAACUUGUCGCCAAGCAGUAAAUUGAUGAAUUUUGACGAAAAUCCGAGAAUCUUAUAGAAAUUUAAAAAAAAACACAUUCGCAAAAUGUUUAAUUUUUUCAAACGUUCAAAGUCGCAAAAAUCAAAACACAAACAUGAACAAAAGCUGCAACUGCCGAAACACGACGGGAAUGCAUCGCAGCUUGCUGCAUCGAGCGCUUGCGUGGCGCAUACCUUGGAGACGCAGUCACCGACGACGACGGUGCAGCAGUACGCUCACGAAGGAAACCACGAUCGUGACAAUGCGGCGGUUUACCUUACCGGUGGGCCUCACGGACGUGGCACAGAGAGCGGAAGUAUUAAAAAUAAGCAACAUUCAGCGCCAACUGCGAUCAACUUCAGUCCGAGUGAUAUAAUCCACGGGAACGGUUGCUCGUUCGGUUACGAGAACGGUAUCGCGAUCGAAUUCGCCGACGAGGAGAGCGACGCCGACGGAAACGCGAUCAAUGAAUGCGUGCAGCGCGAGAUUUCACUGCCAUUUCAAGUACGGGGAGAAGCGAACGGUUCGACAUUUCAACGAUCAUCUAGUUACCGUCAAAACGCGGCCCUGUUCGAAAGUGAUAUGGCAAAAGGAAGAAACAAACGACGCUAUCAGCAGCAACAACAAGGCAAGAAUUUGAACAAUCAACAAGGUCAGCAACAUCAAACUGUGAAUAAGGAUGGACACUUGCUGCCGAAGCAAACUGGAAAUAUUUUGGAAAAGCAGGACAAAGAAAACGUAGGAAAACUCGGUGCUGCUAUGUCCACUGAGAAUGAAGUACUACAAUUAGAUGAUAAAGUAUUUUCAAAUGAGUGUAAUUCCAAUGAAGAUCAAGGGGGCAAAAUCGUUGGAAGUUAUGCUGAUUUUCAGCAACAAUCGUAUCUCAUGGUCGAUGACGUUGGAGGUGAAACCGCCGAGGAUCGCGACGAUAAAAAUAGCGUCGUGGUGCUCUCGCUUAUUAACAAAACUUCGUCCACCGAUCGGUCUGAUCUUAACGGUAGUGUGAGUGCUGUGGUAGAGAAUAGUACUGAGUCGGCGCAAUCUGUGACGUCACCGUUCCCGUUAACUCAAACUACGGUGAAUGGUACUCCUACUGAUGUCGAACGUAAUGAGGUAUUAAGCAGUAUUCAUGACAGCUUAGUGUCGCAGCAGUAUCAUGAAGUAGAGAUCUAUACAUCCGCCACUACCGACAUCAACGAUGACCAAUCCGAGCUAGUCGGCAGUGAAAUCGUAACUACCGAAGACGUAACAUCGAUCAAGGAAAUGGGACAGCAGCCAAGUAAGACAAGUGAUUCAACGAACCGCAGCAAACGAUCGGGCACGCCAAUCCACCAGCCUACUUUGAUAGUGCCGUCAACGCCACAGAACUUGACAGCGCAAAUGAAAACAGACACUUUUCGAGAUGAUACUAGUGAUGAUAAAGACAUUUUCUACGAAGCAGAAUCAGUUACACCCACAUCUCCAUUAUCAUCGACCUGUUCGGGUGAAAGAUAUGAUAAAAUCAUACCAUCGUUGUCACUCAUCGACGAUCAUAACUCCAAUCAAAGUGAGCCUCGGACAUGCCCGAAGAAACGAGUAGUGUUCAGUGAUCAACUUGUAAUUGAUGGAAAUCCAUUGUCAGAAAACGAGUUUCGAAAUGAUUCUAGUGAUGAUAACAAAAGUACGGAAUCGAUAAAUUUAGAAUCGCUAGCGAAAAAUAAUGAUGAACAUAUGCACACGGUAUUUCCACCCGGUUCGACUGUAAAUAACAAAAUUUGUGAGAACGUAGUGUUUAGUGUUAAUAACGAACGAUCUGCAUUUAACAGUGAUAAUAGUAGCAUUUUAGUUAACGGUCCGGUGGACAAUUCCAAGCACAAGAUAAUCGAUUUUCGAUAUGACAGCAGUGAUACCAAAAAUGUUAACGAGAAGUACGACAAAACGAACCAGGAGUGUGAGGAUAACAUGAAAAUUACGUCGCAAAUCACAGAAAAUGAACCCAGUUUGAUCGUUGAGGAUAUCGUUAGCUUACCGGACGUGGUGCAGCCGACCAGCAUAGAGAAAGUAACUAAACAGCCCUUCAACACAGUUGAUAAAAUCAACAGUGAAAUGAAGGAGUUAGUAAACCAGGAAUCGCGCUACAGUGCCAAACUCGAGGAUGCCGAGAAGCGGGCCAGUGAAGCACAGAUCAAGGUGUACGAGUUGCAGCAGCGGUUGGACGAUGUCAAACGAGACGUUUCGUUAAAGGAAUGCAAUGUUGAACGUAAGUUGAAUUCAGCAAGUUUUCUCAUCGGGAACCAUGCUUCGGAUGAAGUCCCUUCUCUAACUACGCGACUGUAAAAGCAAAGACGUCAAUGUAGCGCAAUUGCUAGAUGAAAAUCAGUCCACCAGUGCUCGUAGGUAUUAAUGUGGGAGUCGUAAUUUCCUUUACGACGAAAAAUCAUCAAGCACGACAAACAGUACGAAUUCACGAGGUAAAUGACACUCGUUCAUUUCCUUCCCUAGUAGGUGUAGGUGGAAAAUGAGAACUAAAAUUUGUUGCGUACUCCAUCCCGCUUGGCUAAUCGUUUAAAUUUAUUCCAAAACUAUAUGAAUGAAUCAGUUUUAUUGACUAAUUUAGCUGUUACUAAUGUUGUAUUUACUCGCGUUACCAGCGUAAUAUAAACUUUCUAUAGUUUUUUUUAACUAUUUCUAAGAGCCCGAGCAUUCAUAGCUCGUAAGUUUUUGCAUCACUAAAAAGAGAAAAUAUUCGAUGACAAGCAAUAAUUUCUUAAGUCCGCAGUUGUGCAGGUACUCAAAAAAUAACAUCGCACCAUGCAGUUAUUUUAUAUAAUUAGAUUGACUCGCAUCUAGUAGGAAACAAAAACAAAGUUGACAAUCACUCUUUGUAGCGUGACACCACAAUACAAUAUCCUGGCUGCUGUGAUUCCGUCACCAUCAGUUCGCCAGUUCAUUUGUUUACUACACGGGUGGUCUCGCCUACUCUUCGAAUUUAUUCGAAUGUUUUGGUUCGAUUUGACGACAGUCUUUGGUGCAUCUGUAUUCUUAUCGAAUAAGAAGAUAGUUCGCGAAAGAAAAAACAUGUUUACAAUUAGGUGCGGCGAAUGACCAGAAACGGUUAAAGUCGCUAAUAAAAUAAAACAAACAAAACUAUGUUUACAAUUAUAUUCAAUAUCAGAGUAGCACUUAUGUAUUAUCGACGCAUUUGGUUUUUAGAAAUGUUGCACAUGCAGGAAAAUAACUACAGGAAAAGCUCAAAGGUUGAGUUUGAUAUUGUUUUCAGAAACACUUUAUGAUAUAUUGGUGAUGUUAUACCAAAGAUAAGCUCAAGACUAUAAUUUCUUAUACGAUCCAUUGCAAAAUGUUGGGUCAGUAAUCGGGAAUCAGCAGGUUCAGUAACAGUGUAAUUUCAUUGACUCUUCGUUAAUAAGUGUCUACAAGCUCCAGCAGAAUGCCAUGGCCACAAACAUAUUUAUACAUUUAGUACAAAAGGAUUUGUUGCUUCCAUUGACUUUAAUGCUUCGUGGGAUGAAACAAUAACAAACUAUGUUAAUCCUAAGCAACAAUUCUAGGUAAUUUAUACUGUCCUAUUUUAAAAAUCAAUUGAUAUGCAGCAAAAUUGCUCAAUCUUUCAUACUGUUACUUUAUAUUUUUUCAAACAUGUAGCAUGUAGCGAUCAGACGUUUAUUGUUUUGCUUCAAAUGAUAAUUGAACUGGAACUGACAGUGAACCAAGCUCAUCAAGGGGUCUUAUUCCAAUGAUAACCAAUGUUAUAUAUUAUAUAUUAUUAUUCAAAUGAUAACCGAUAUUAUCGCAAAUAUAUAGCUAAUGUAAAAGUGGGCGAGAUUUCGUUUGAUGAGUACAAUAUGAUACAGAAUGCCUGUUUUUUUUUUAUUCAAUAAUAUAAUAUAAUUUUAAGGCACACUGUUUAAGAUGCCAAGGGUAUUUUCAAAUCUUAAUUAUCGUCUAACUUAAAACUAGAGUAGUAUCAUUAUGUAAUGUAGUAUGGGGGUCGCGGAUUCUCGAGAAUCGGUAGUGGCCGCUGAAUUGAAUAUAGCAUGAAAGCCUUCCAAAUGGCGUUGGCCGCAUCCUUCGGCCCGUGUGGGUCCGUGGUAAACACCCCCAGGCUACGAAGGCCCGGCGGGUGGCCUGCAUGUUGGUCAUCGACUGGAGCGGUCUUCUGCGGGCGGUUAUGGUGAUGUUACGAAAGAGAAUGAAAGAGAAGUAAAUAAACGUGGUAAAAAGGGGGCUGUGGGGCCAAGGUAUCUGAAAACGACAGAGAUCUAAUUAGUUGCAUCGAGAUGGUAGAAAGACGGGGGAACAAGAAAGUUAGUGACAAAAAAAGAUCUUGUUAGUUCCAAAAAUUGAAUAGAUCUAUAGAUCCUAGCACCGUGCAUUUACUGUUUGGGGACUAUAACCAACCAGGUCUAGUUUGGAUGGAAACUUAUUCCGGUUUUGCUAUCCCUGAUCCAUCUGGAUCAACCUGUACAAAGCCGAACGUUUCCUUGCUGGAUGGAAUGUCGCUACUGAACAUGGUGCAAAAAAACACUGUUACUAACAUGCGCAACGCACGCUAGACCUACUUUUCGUAAACGAGGAAAUUUCAAGGAAUUGCAUCACUGCUGAAGCAUUUGAGCCUUUAGUAGCCAUUGACGCGAAUCAUCCUCCGCUUUCUGUCACUUUGACUUGUCCUCGGCUUGUGCGGUUUGACGAUGUGUCUGAAGAUACGCUGUUCAACUUUUCGAAGACUGACUUUUCCGGACUCAAUAAUGCACUGUGUGUUAUCGACUGGAAUUCUCUACUGGAUAAACGCAAAGAAAACGGACUUCCUUCCAGCAUGUUCCUUGAAAAUGAAACAUCGAACACUCUAAGAGGCAACUUAUUCGCACAAAACUUCUCGAGAGUAUUCAAUACAGACACGGCUAAUUCAACUCAGGUGGAACGAUGCCUUCAAAACGUUCCAUAUAAUGUGAUAAAUAUUGCAAACAUUCGAUUUUCUAAUGAGGAUAUUAUGGCGGUUUCCUGCAUGCUGGAAAAAAUCGUAUAUGUUCCCCCCGUAUAUGGGAGACAAACAAAAUAUUGCAAACUACUGAGGUAACUUCUCUCUGUGCUGGAUCAAAGCUGUUGGAGAUUUUAGUGGGGAACGUUUUAUUUCGUGAAACAAAGACAUAUUUCUGAUCAGCAUGGUUUUUAUCCAGGCAGAUCUACAAUCACUAACUUGACACAUUUUUGUUCCCUUUGUAUUAAGAACAUUGAAAUUGGAUCACAGAUAGAUACAUUAUAUACCGACCUGAAAACAGCGUUUGACCGUGUAGAUCAUAAGCUCUUGAUUGCGAAACUGGAGCGUUUAGGUGCAUCAUCUAGUUUCUCUCGGUGACUUAAAUCAUAUCUCUUAGGCCGAGUUUUAUCAGUGAAGCUAGGAAAUGUCGAGUCACAAACCUUCAUUAAUGAAUCAGGUGGUCCUCAAGGAAGCAAUCUCGGACCAUUGCUGUUUUCAUUAUUUUUUAAUGACAUUUCUUUUGUCAUUCCACCAGGAUGCAGACUUAUGUAUGCGGACGAUUUGAAACUGUUUCUUGUUGUACAAUCGACAGCUGAUUGCAUGGAACUUCAGCAGCACCUAAACAAUUUUUGUGAAUGGUGCAAUCUCAACCUCUUAACUAUAAGUGUGUCCAAAUGCUCUGUGAUUUCUUUCACACGCAAGAAAAGCCCGAUAGUCUGGAACUACACUAUUUCUGGGGAAACACUUGAAAGAGUAACUGUUUUCAAAGAUCUGGGUGUGCUUCUUGAUUGUCAGCUCUCCUUCAGACAUCAUUACUCGCAUAUAAUUGCUCAGGCAAAUAGAAACCUAGGUUUCCUCAUGAUGAUCGCCAAAGAGUUUACUGGUCCAUAUUGCUUGCGAGCGUUAUAUUACGCGUUAGUACGGUCUACCCUUGCCUUGAAGCCGCAGUGCAUAUUUGGUGUCCUUACGCCAGUGUUAGUAUCAAUAGAAUUGAAGCAGUACAAUCACGAUUCCUGCGAUUUGCUCUUAGAUCUCUGCCAUGGCGUAAUCCGUCAGUGCUUCCACCAUACAUUGAGCGCUGUCGUUUGCUCGACAUGGACACACUAGACAAACGACGAAAUAUACUCAGAGCAGUAUUUAUAGCGAAAUUGCUGAAUGGACAAAUUGAUGCUCCUGAGAUUCUCUCGCAAAUAUGUAUUAAUGUCCUUCCAAGAACGCUAAGAGCGCGGAGUUUCUUGCGACUCGGCUUACGAAGAACGGAAUAUUAUCAGAACGAACCGAUUAGGGCAAUGUGCAAUGUUUUCAAUAGUGUGUACGACCUUUGUGUAUCUAGUGUUGUUUUCAAGAAUAGGCUUAAGAGACUCAGAUAGAUUAUAAGUAGAACUGAAUUAUUUUUUAGCACUGGACAAUGUUUGUACCUUUAUUCGUUAGGCUAAUGUUUUUGAAUUUUAAUUUCGUGAACAAAUAUGUAAAAUGUUAAAAAGAUUAUGGGUUUUUACGCGCAUUUGAUGAAUUUCAAAUGGGCUUUUCCCACUCCACCAAAAACUCCAUUGAGAUCAAUCCAGGUCAGAUGGAAAGAAAUAGAUAAAUAAAUAAAUAAAUAAAAAAAAGGAAGGCUUCUGGCGAGUCAGCUUUGUACAAAUGAUCACUUAAAUCGAAUUCGUUCAUGGCUAUUUAAAUAUUGGUUACCACCAGCAGCCGAAUUCUGGUGGCAGAAGAAAUUUAUCACAAUUUUCUUUAAGAGGAGAAAAUCUUAAAAUGUCUUUUUCUCUUAAUCUUUCUCUUCACAAAACUCAUUUUUUCAACGAAUUCAGCCGCAGAGCUCCAGUAACAAAAUUUCUUGAAAGAAAAGAAAAUUGCUGAGAUUUCGCCUGUUUUCUUAAUUUGGAAUUCCCGUCAAGAAGAUUUUUUUUACAUUUGAAACAGCAAAAGAAAAUAAUUUUCUCUUCAACGUUAAUGCGAAAGAAAUUCUGGAAGAUUAUUCUUUUAGUGAUAAAAUUUAGAAAAUUAUUCAAAAUUAUUACGUAGGAGAGAGACAUGAUUUGAGUAAUAUUGUCCGCAAAACACUCUUCUUAGUCCACCUAGUUCUACCUUUCUCUUGUCAUUCAAACAGUCUCAUUAUAACAUACUUUUUUUUAUUAGGAAAAUUCAUGCCACCACUAUUAUCAUAAAUUCAUGACAUAAUGUUAGUCUUCUAACAAAUUUAUAUAUUUCUUUUGUGAAAAGUAGUGAAAAACUCUACUUUAUCUGCUGACCAGAGGACACCGGUCACAAGUACUCAGGGCAAUUCAGAAGUGGAUGACGACAGAUUAACACUUACCCGUUCAUUUGAGACUACCGAUUCACUAAGAUUUCCUUUUUAAAAGUACACAAAAGCGAUUUUAAUAACCUAACCAUAAUUUAUUACAAUUUAAACAAAAGAAGAACCUUAAAUAGAAACUACGGAAAUAUAUGUAUAUUCAUCUUGUAGAUAUUAAUUAUAUUUAUUUAAAAAAAACAAUAUUUCAAGGUGCGAUUCGUUGGCUAGCAUGCUGCGGCCGGGUUGAGCGCCUUCGAUGGUCCCAUGUGGACUGACGAUAUAGUGCAAUUUUCUCGGAAAUUUCAUAGCUGAAUUUCACAAACUAAGGUGCAAAUAAAAGGUUUUGUAAUUCUUCCAUUAGUGCAUCAGAGAUAAAACAACCAGUUUCAAUUCAAACAAAGUGCUGGUCUAUAUAUUCAACAUUCGAAUGAAAUUAAUUUUUUGGUGAAUUUAUUAUAUGUUGGUAAAAAUGUUUAACCAUCAUAUAAUUUACAACACCUAUAAGUAUCGAGUUCACUUUCACAUCUCAUCCAAGUCAAUCGAGAAAACAAAACCGCUUACGUUGGGGACAGAAGAAACCAAGUACAGUAUUGUGUAGUGAACAAUAGACCUCGAAAAUGAGUGAACCAAACGAACAAAAGCUACCGCCGACACGAAAGAAUACUAUUGUUGUUGAUUUCGGGAAGUGCAAAAUUCGACCUUCGAUACGAGAACUUGAAGGUCUGCUUAAGGAGCAAAUGCAUCUUGAUAUUAAACGUGUGCAUUUACUUCAAUGCAAUAAGACAAAUAAUGUUGUUUAGUUCCAGUUUUAUAAAAAGUUGGAUGCAAUUUAAUUCGCAAAAGAUAAUAACAAUGUGCAAUAUGUGGAGCACGAGAACAUUAAGUACAACAUUCCAGUAUACCUUAUGAUAAAAAAAGAACCGGAAUUUUCAUUUUAAAAUUCCCGCGCUUGUCCAAUCGGUAAACUUUUAUUCUCUCAAUGUUGGCAACACUUUUAUAUACAUUCUGUCAAAUUUUGACGCAUAUCGUACGAUUAGUUUUUGUUUGGCGAGCCGAAACCAUCCAUUACAAAAAUCGCCACACGAAAAUUUUUCAACUUCUUUGUAUAGACGCCAAACAAAAACUAAUCGUACGAUAUGCGUCAAAAUUUGACAGAAUGUGUAUAAAAGUUUUGCCAACGUUGAGAGAAUAAAAGUUUACCGAUUGGACAAGCGCGGGAAUUUUAAAAUGAAAAUUCCGGUUCUUUUUUGAUCAUAAGGUAUAUGGAAGAUAGUGCUAUAGAAGUGCGUGUGCAUGAUCUUCCCUCAAGCGUCAUCGAUCCUUAUAUUCGCAAAACUAUGUCCCAAUACGGAGAGAUUCUCUCUAUUGAAAAAGAAAAGUGUAAGAAUUUUUUUCCCGGUAUUUUAAAUGGCGUACGUUUGUUACGCAUGCGCUUGAGAAGGCCUAUACCUUCUUAUGCGACAUUCGAUCAGGAUACAAGAAUCCCAUGCAAAUCACUUGUUACCUAUGACAAUCAGAUGGCCUCAUGUCAAUAUUACCAAAAAGCUGUUCACUACGGUAAUCCAUGUGAUAAACCGGACAAGGAGACAACUAUACCAAAGGACAACGGUGCUU